GACUGCAGGUGAUCAGUUUCCCUCUAGCUCUCUCUCUCUCUCUCAUUUUCCUUAGCUUUUUUUUUUUAAUGCUUAAUUUGUUGGAAACCUAAUACAUUAUGAAGGGCUUUUUCCAUGAUCAUUUCUUGGAAAUUUCUACUUCUCUUUUCUGCAAGAAUAGGAGUAGAGGAGAGCGAGGGAUUCCUUACUCGACCAACAAUUAAAUAUUAAGUGCUGGUUAAUUGUCAAAGAAAGUAACUCUUCGGAAUCAUUCAUUAGUUUUAGCUCUAGAAUGCAGGAAAGUUAGCUACAGAAAUACCAGAAAGACGAUCCUUAGCCGUUGUGUAUGUCGAAAUCACAGAAUCUUAAGCCUAGGAUACCAUCUUCAACUCCUGUCACUAAUAGGAAGUCUGAUAGUGUUCAGAAGAAUAAUGCACCAAGCAUUCCUAGGAGGGGCACCAGCAGUAGGGGAAUUUUUUCCUCAAGUUCUUCCGGUUCCAAGCAGUGUAGGGGACUCGAUUCGUCCGAGUCGGAUACAAAUGAAGAGAGAAUGAAGAAGAAGCAUAAGUCUGUAUUGCAGGUGACCAUGGAAGCUGAAAAGUCUAAGGUUCCCAUAGACUCAGUUGUUACAGAGAAAAAGAAAUUGACUGGCCAUAGUUUCAAGUCUCAAUUUAAAAGAGUGCGCGAAGAGGAAACUGUAUCAGGCAAAGAAACAUCUAAUAUAGAUGGAGGAAGGGCGCCCAAUCUAAAAACUGUGAAAAGUACAAUUGAAGAGAGUUCUGGCAUUAAAAAGCAUUAUGAAGAUCAAGAGCACAUAGCACUGGAGGAUAACAGUGCUGAUAUUGGUAAAACUGUAAAUGAAGUCGAGAAAAAAUGUGACAAGCGGAUGAAGAAGCUCAUUUCUGAACAGGAAAGGAAAAUUCAGGAGUUUCACCGAAUUUGGGAGGAUAAUAUAUCAAAAAUGGAGAGGGAUCAUAAAUUGCAAGUGUCCUUUAUUCGUUCUAUAUACGGGAAAUCUACAAAAGCAAUAGACAAGCUCAAGAUCUUGGAUGAUAAUUUUGCAAAGGAAAUGGCGGAGAACAAACUCCAUAAGGACAAGCAAUUUGAAGUUCUUGAGGCAGAACAAUUAGCUGCAAGAAAAGAGGAGAUCCAAAAGGCUGCUAGCUGGCUGUCCGAAGCAAAAGGCAGCAUCUCUAGCACGCUUACAGGGUACUGCAAAGAACAGUCAUUUGGUUCACAACAUGAAGAAGUCUCUAGAUGUUCUGGGUCGAGAACACAUAUCCUAGGUGCUAAGGAUGUGAUACCCUUAACUGAGCAGCAUGGAGAAAAUAAUGAUUCAAGUAGAACUAUAAAGGGGAAUCAUUCUGUAAAAUCCAGAAAUUCUGGUGGUGCAACAGCUGAGGAAGUAGCAUGUAACUCCCCUAAUGGAAAUCCAAGUAGUGCAACAAAUAGUAGUCAGAGAAAUGAAGGUGGAAUAUCUUUCUCAGAUAUACGGAUUCCGGCUGUUGUUGUGAAGAUUAAUCAGCCAAAGCAUGUGGGUGCUGGGGGAAGUAUCUUUGCCAAUCUACCUGCUUCUGGAGAAAAAGUUCCUGGGGACGUUCAACUGCUCGAGCUGCAUGGAGAGGUUCCAUCUGAGAGUGAGUUGCCUGGAAAGGUUCCAUCUGAGAGUGAGUUGCCUGAAACUGUUGCUAAUGAAAUUGUGGACAAUAAUAACUCUGUGAGUGUGAGUACUAAUACUCAUUUAGGUGGUGGUGAGAAAACCUUUCUAAACGUACCUGCUUCUGGAGAAAGAGUUUCUGGAGAAGUGCAAUCACUUGAGCUCCGUGGAGACGUUUUAGCAGAGUUGCCUGAAACUGUGGCCAAUAAAAUUGUGGAUAAUGUUGUGGAUUUGAGUACUAAUAGUCCUCUUGAAGGGUUUGGUGAAGGGGGUGCUAUUGAUUUACCUGAUGCUGAGCAUGAGCAGCUUACUCAACCAAAGCCUUUUGGUUGUGCGGAAAGAAUAAUUGUGAACCUCACUGCUUCUGGAGAAAGGGUUCUUGGUGACAUGCAAUUACCUGAGCUAUGUAAGGACAUUCCUGCAGAAUUGGUUGAAACUGAUGCUCAUGAAAUUGUGGAUAAUGUCAACCCAGUGGAAUUGAUUGCUAAUACUUCUACUGAAGGAUUUGGUGAAGGGGAUGCAAUUGAUUUGCCUGAUGCUUUGCUAAACCAGAAAAAUGAGAAUGACAGGACCACCAUUGAUGAUCUCGAUUUAGCUGGACAAGUGUUGAAAACUUCGGAGCCAACAAAAGCUUCCAAACAUCCGUAUCCCCUGUUGCCACUACAAGUACGAGAAGAUCAAGAUGUGGCUUCUGCUGAAAUACAAGGCCAUGGUGUACAGGUAUUAGGAAAGGUAAACUCUUCUCCCUCUGAGAUUGUCGCUUCAGAACUUGUUGAUACUGCAAGAGAGCCUCUGUCAAAUAUUGAACCACGAGCCAGGGAGCAGCCUGCAAUAGAAACUCAAAGUUCAUCAAGAAUUGAAGUUUCAACCUUAAAGAUCAUUGACACUGUAAUAGCUGAGCAGUCCUCUAUACAACUGCGAGACCAAGACACAUCAGUUGUUGAAGAUCGAGUGACUUCUCUGAUAGAAGCUGCAGACUCAGAGAGAUUUGACACUGCAGACCCUGUUGCUGCAGCAGAACUUGUUGGUGCUGCAAAGACUUUGGAAUCAUAUAACAAACUCCGAGACCAAGAUGUGCCGGCAAUAGAAACUCAAAGUACGUCAAGGAUUGAAGUUUCAUUCCCAGAGAACCUGAACAAUACAUCACCUUUGCUGUCCAGUACAGAACAACAAGAUGAAGAUGCACUAAUUGUAACAAAUCAGGUUAAUAUGGAGAUUGGAGGUUCAAAUUCAGUACUAGCUGACAGCACAACCCCAGUGCAAUCCCAUACUGAUGCACCACCAGUUGAAAGCGAUGAGCAACUGCAGCUCAUGCUUAAUGAUGCAUCUGUCUGCUGUAAUAAGUUGUUAUACCCUGAACUUGAAAGCCAAAACCAUAAUCUGGUAAGAAAUUCCUCUGGAGCUGCUGAGACUGAAAUGCUUUCACAUGAAUCCAUGACUCAAUUAAGGGAAGAUUUGGAACCAAGUAAUUUUCUUGAUGUUGGACAUGACAGUCAACCUUCCCUUGCAACAACUGUUCAGAUAUCUACUUCUGUCCAGAAUAAUGUAGCUACAGAAGCGGUGCUGAGUACAAAUGAAAUCCCACAUGAAGCUUUUCUACAGCUGGGAGGUGUGAGCCAUCUUCCUAGUGAUCAAGUUUCUCCAUCUCUACUUGCUGAUCCACUUCAACUUGAGUUGCAAAAGAUUCAGAAAGAAACUGAAGAACUGCAGAAAAGUCAUGUAGAAAUGAUGGUAGGGCUAAAAUCUGAAUACAUAAAAGAGAUACGGGAACUUGUUGAUGAAGUACGAAAGAAAUACCAUCUCAAAUCUCAGGAUGCCCAAGCACAAUUUACACUGAAGAACAAUGGACUUAACCAGAAGCUGAAGAAAAUUUUGAUGAAUAAGUUAUUGGCUAGUGGUUUCAAUUUUAAUUGUUUGAACAUGUGGUCUUUUUGGCCCCUAAUGCUGCAAGGUCUUCCAUCCAGUUCCAUGCAAUCCCAUCAACACUUGGUUAGGCCUGCUGGGGCUACUGCUCCCAACCCGCACAUUGCAAGACUAACUGGGCAAGCCGUGCAACAGAUAUCAGUUCCUAAUUCUACGAGAGCUGGUCCUAUCACUAGCCAACAUUUUGCAGCUCCAUCUGUACGACCUGCUUCAUAUUUUGAAGCUAUGUCCAGACACUCGGCCAUCAAUGGAGUCCAUCCCAUGAGUCUUCCGCAUUUUGGAGGAGAUAUUUAUUCCUCAGUUCCACUGUAUCAAUCUCCUAUAACUGCUACAGCACCAUCCAUGCCCAAUGCUACUUUGAUAUCAGGCUUUCAAAAUCUCCAGCAACAGCAACAGCCUCUAGCAGAUCCACGGUGGCCAUCAAACUCUCACAAUCCUCGACUUCUUGGUUAUCCUCCUGCCGUGGCGUGUACAUCCGUGACAUCAUUGGAUAUGCUAAUGGAUGUGGGGCAUCAUCAUCGUCAUCACCAGCUACCUGGUGCUCUGCAGGGUAACCGGAGCUCUUGCGCCGAAGCAGCUACUGCUAUCUGCUUAUCUGAUGACGACUAACUUUUUUUCUGCGAUCAUUUUGUGAAACCUAGCUGUCAUCCCUCGCUGGUAAUUGUGUAUACAAAAUCUAGCUGAGUCUUGCACAUAUAUUACUCACUGGUAAAGCUGUAUAGUUGUGCAGAAUCUUCCUAUCAUCGAUUUUUGUACUAGUGAUGAUGAUUAGCCAAUAUUAACGUAAUCUAAAAGAAUGGGAGAAAAAAAGUUCAUUAUUUUCUUUAA
Molecule: messenger RNA, 4387 nt
Organism: Salvia miltiorrhiza (redroot sage)
Lineage: Eukaryota; Viridiplantae; Streptophyta; Magnoliopsida; Lamiales; Lamiaceae
Exons: 6
Coding region: 326-4168 (1280 amino acids)
Biological process (GO): heterochromatin formation
Source: RefSeq, a predicted model, not a curated record